Messenger RNA from Hypoxylon trugodes, 2053 nucleotides. RefSeq lists its product as uncharacterized. Bases 105 to 1718 code for a protein of 537 amino acids. The record is from RefSeq and is a predicted model, not a curated record. The transcript has a single exon. Lineage: Eukaryota; Fungi; Ascomycota; Sordariomycetes; Xylariales; Hypoxylaceae.
GGCCCCGCUGGACUGAUUCAAUUGCAGCAAUAGGGUGACGGGUUAUUCCUGUUACUAACAAAAACCGCUUAAAAAGCCGGGUCUAGUUUCGAAAUCGAAUAAUCAUGAUGGUCCCCAGGUCCUUUUUCUACUCGCGUAGACAACCAGGACCCCCAACCACUACUACCACCAAACCGAUUGCGACAUCUAAGUUGCCCUCAGCUAAGAGAAAGGAUGAUCUAUCGACGAAGAAGGACGUUGCCUCUCCCACCAAACCUACAAACGUUAGAACGCCUCCAAAAGAGCGACCUAUGGGUAAGCGGAAGGGUUUACAGUCAGAAGGGCUGUCUCCACCAAGCGGCAGCCCGCCAAGUACUACCAUGACGAACGCUGUCGCACGACCAAAUACUCGUUCGAGCGCCGUACAGAUCCCCAUUAAAUCAAAACAAGAUGCCGCGCAUAUGCACCGACCGCGACCUCAUCCUCACGCGCACCGAAAACACUCCUCCCCAAGACGAAACCUAAAAGAUGCGCAUUCACCCGAUACCAUUCCUCCGUCAGUGGCUGCAUUACUCGCCAUCACCAGCAUUCCCCCGCCCAAUCGGCGUGGAAGCUCACGGCAAGGGCAGUCAAGGGACUCAUCUAGAGAUUCGCGGAUGACGGUAGAUUCUAUCGUGCCUCGAUCACAAGUGUCCGAAAAAGAUUUAAGUCAGGAAUUGAGCGAAGAGUUUGCUCGAGAUUUGAGCGAUAUAAGCAUUACAUCCUAUGAUCGCAGCCCGAUGGACGUAUUGCUUAGCCCGCCGGAUGAACUCGACGAAGAUGAUGAGUCUAUGACUAGCGAUAGUGCGUUUACGUCGCUUCUAUCAACCCGUGCGGCGUCGUUUGAGAGUGUGCCUUCUCUGGGUGACUCAUUAGGGACCAGUUUCGUUACAUCUAUCGACUCACCUGUUACGCCCCGCGGUAGGAGGAUACGGCCACCGAGGCGUUCACUAGAACCUGUUUCAUCACCACCUGGUGAACGUCCAGACCAUCCACUUUCUAGCAAGAGCAGUCUGGAGGUUGACCAACUAGAUUUUCGGGUAUUCAAUCAGAAACCUGGCCCAGCAGAGCAAAAACAGACUGGCCUAACACCUCUCAAGUCCGUUUUCAAGUCAAAUCUGACCGCAUCACUUCGUGCAUUGCGUUUGGCUGCUCGAUCAAUAUCUAGCUUUACUGCUUCAUCGAUACCACCCGAUGAUUUUCUUACUAGGUCUAUACUUACAAUUGACCCACGGGUCCCAUUUACCGAUGAGAGGAUGCCUCCUGUCUUGGGAGAGGAGCCUAGCGAAGCAAUGCGUCGUUACUUGAAUCCUACUACGAGUCUACGUCCAGAAUCACGUGUUCGACCACCAAUUCGCAGCUACACAGCCUCUAUUCAGAUGCAAACCUACAAAAUCCAGCGAUCAAGGAGCGCACCAGCAGCAAGUCGUUCGUCUAAUCAAUCUAGUAAUUCUAACAAACCUCCGACCGCAUACGUCUUUCCACCGGGUCCCCGGCAACGAGAGAUACGUGAAAAUUCGGACUUUAUUCGCAUUGCUGUUUUAGAGCAUCUAAUGCGCAAACGUGGCAAAUUAGACGAUCAACGGGAAGGGCACGCACGUUGGCUACUACCGCCAAGAAAGUCCACAAACAAACCCUACGAGAUUGGUACAGAUGGAAUUCCCGCUCGAUGGGUUGCAAUUUCCCAGGACGUCAUGUGAACCCAAGGGGAAGGUGUUCAUUCACAGGCUUAGCGGUGUGCAGUCAUUACAGACACAUUGCUCGGCUACAUGGUGAUCAACAAGACCACAUAAUCUAUGACUACACUCAGAGGGCCUCGUGGAGACAGUUGCGAAGCGAUGGUAAAAUUUCAGGCACACAAGUUAUCCAACGGAGGGACGAAUUCAACAAGCGAAAAACCGUGGAUCAUAGGCCGUGUCCCACCCGCUACGUCAACGGCGAUUCCCGAUAGACUUAGGCUUAGCUUUGGCUUCAACGAAUCCUAGUCGCCCUAUUACUCCAUCAUGCCGACAUCGCCAAUCAAAUUAGACCCACA